AUGCUACCUCGACCACGACCCAGUGUUGUCACUCGUCGACUUUUCCCUGUGGUAACAAGACGUGUUACUCAACCACCUAUUCAUAUUCGUCCUGCUCUUGCCUAUUCAUACUCGUCCUUGCGUCGUCCACGUCAACAAGGACCUCGUGGCCGUAUCUUGAAUCAUGUUGAUCAGCUUCGACCCGCCACACAACGACCUACAGAAGUCAUUACAGAGCAAAGUGAUAUGCCUUUCGCGCAGGAUCCUGUGCAUACACCAGUAGAAAUCCCUACUCAACCAGGCGCUGUCAUUACACCCGAUUAUCAUGGUGCUCCCGUCCUAUCCCAGUCUGCACUUGUGGUUGGUCGUGAAUUCGAGAUGUUGAACAUCUUUUUGGGUUAUGAACAAGCCAAUCGAUACAAGAUCAUGGAUCCCAAUGGCACCUAUCUUGGUUACAUCUUGGAGGAAGAAGGUUUUGCCAAAUCCGUGGGUCGCCAAUUUUUAGGCACUCAUCGACGCAUGAAUGCUACCAUCCUUAAUGUACAAGGCGAAGUGGUUUUUAAGAUUGUGAGACCUUUUUCAUUCAUCAACAGCCGCAUUUACAUAUAUACAGCCGAUGAUCGAUUGGUGGGUGAAGUACAGCAACGAUGGCAUCUCUUACGUCGACGCUAUGAUUUGUUUGUUGGCAAUACCCAAUUCUCCUACAUCGAUACACCCUUCCUAGGCUGGGAUUUCAACUUGCAAGAUGCUGAAGGACAACCACUGGGUAAUGUCAGCCGAAACUUUAUGGGCUUUGCUAGAGAGAUCUUCACGGAUACCGGCAACUAUGUUCUUCGGAUGGACGCUGUCGAGAAUAAUGCUAGAGGAAUGACAUUGGAUGAACGUGCAGUAACGUUGGCAUGUGCGGUGUCUAUUGACUUUGACUACUUUUCACGUCAUUCGCAUGCUGGUAGCGGUGGUAUUAUGCCAUUCCCAUUCUUUGGUUUCGGUGGAUCUGGAGAACAGCCAGCUGAUCAAGGUGGUGAUAAUACUCCUUCCUCUACCCCACCUCCUCCAAAUGAUUCUUCUUAUCCUCCUCCUCCUCAACAACAAGUUCCUCCAUCACAAUAUGGCCAAGGAGAAGAUGGUUGGUUAACCGAUGAAGAAGCAGGUGUCAGCAGUCCCGCAGAUACGGAUAUUUGGAGUGCAUUUUUCGGCGAUGAUGAAUAG
Lichtheimia ornata is the source of this 1188-nucleotide messenger RNA. RefSeq lists its product as uncharacterized. Gene Ontology annotation, cellular component: plasma membrane. Lineage: Eukaryota; Fungi; Mucoromycota; Mucoromycetes; Mucorales; Lichtheimiaceae. Gene Ontology annotation, biological process: plasma membrane phospholipid scrambling. Gene Ontology annotation, molecular function: phospholipid scramblase activity. The record is from RefSeq and is a predicted model, not a curated record. The transcript has 7 exons. The coding region runs from base 1 to 1188 and encodes 395 amino acids.